Messenger RNA from Mycotypha africana, 441 nucleotides. RefSeq lists its product as uncharacterized. The transcript has 3 exons. Bases 61 to 360 code for a protein of 99 amino acids. NCBI's taxonomy places the organism in Eukaryota, Fungi, Mucoromycota, Mucoromycetes, Mucorales, Mycotyphaceae. The record is from RefSeq and is a predicted model, not a curated record. Gene Ontology annotation, cellular component: mitochondrion; mitochondrial inner membrane. Gene Ontology annotation, biological process: mitochondrial respiratory chain complex IV assembly.
GGCACUGCCGGGGUUUUUUGUCUCCUCUUUCCUCCAUUCAACACAAUCAUUAACAGUAAAAUGGCAGGACCACGAUUAGAAGUCUUUAAGUUCGGUUUUUACGUGUUUUUUCCAGUAGGCGUUAUGCUUUAUUUCGGUGGACCUGACUUUUAUGAUAAAUACGUGAAGGGUAUCAAAUUUUGGCCAGAUAUAAAUACAACUUACAAACCACCAACGACGUCAGAGGAAGUAAGGAGUGCUUUGGAUAAAAUGAAGGCAGAAAGGGAGGAGCGUUGGAGAAAAGCGUUGGCAGCAAACAAAAAAUCAACAUCAAACACAACCACAAUAGAAGGCGAAACAGCGAAAGAAAAUGAUGUCUAGGAAGUCAAGACUGACUGUGUACAUAAAAUGAUCAGGGAAACAUUUUUAUUUCUUUAUACAAAAGUCUAAAUAUUAUUAUAU